Molecule: messenger RNA, 1020 nt
Organism: Lecanosticta acicola
Lineage: Eukaryota; Fungi; Ascomycota; Dothideomycetes; Mycosphaerellales; Mycosphaerellaceae
Source: the annotation of a GenBank genome assembly
AUGGGCUCGUCCGCCAAAAAGAAAAAAGAGAAGAAGCAAGACUUCCAAAAGCCCAAAUUAAAGGUCGGCAAGGCUCGUCCAAAGAACACCAACGCUACAGACACCAGCUUCACGGCCAAGUCCAUCGUACUCAAGCAGCAAAAUUUGAGUGAGACCGGACGAGAUGCUGCAGCUCUCUUUAGCCACAAUCUGUCCCUCCUCAGCAGCAAGAACGAGACUCAGCGACGGGAUGCUCUGGCUUGGCUCAUUACUGCUGUGGCCGCGAAUCCCAACAAUCUUCCUCAGCCUGCAUCAGUCGUGCUCAGCAAGGCACAACCGUUGAUAUUGGACGGAAGCUCCUCCGUACGCCAGCAAUUGCUCAAGCUCCUCAAGGUCCUGCCCAAAGCAGAGACGGGCUCUCUUGAGCAGACAUUGCUCUACACUCGCGCAGGACUCACGCAUGUCUCUGCGGACAUUCGUACAACAGCGCUCGAUGUCCUCGACUGGUUGCUGGAGACUAGUGGAGAGGCUGUAGUAAGCAUCGCGGGAGGGUGGGUGAAGACCCUGCAGACAUUUCAGAACCUGCUCGCCUGGCAAGGCGCACCCGUGACGGCUCCGUCUGCUGGCGGCGAGAAAUGGUCGGCGACCAAGACAACGUCGAAACUGGGCAGCAACAAGCUCUUAGUGCAUCAAUUGACGAGUCUGGCACAUUUUCUCAAUGUGGGCCUUUACCAAGCGCCUCCUGAUUCACGGGAAGAGGCAAGAAGAUCGGCUGCGUUGUUUCCUCUCUGCCAGACCAAUGCUCAUUCGAUCCCAAGCAAGAGCAAUGCGCUUGGCUAUCUGAACCUCUUCGGUGCUCCUCGGGAUGUCGACAGUGAGGUCUACGACGAUGUCGAAGAGCGCAUCAAUGUCUUCACUGAACUGAAUUUGCAUUAUGCUUUUGCUCAUGGCGUGAGAGAAGUGAGACGAGAAGGAGGUGAAGUGGGCAGGGCCGCGGCUAUGGUUGACAAGGCAUUGAAGCUAGUGGACGAGGUGAGGUGA